AUGUAAGCUUUGAAAAGCAGGGAGUAAAAAAACUAGCCAAAAAAGAAUAAUCACAAUUCAACUAUACAAUUAAUAGAUCAUUGUAUCUAAUGCGCAAAUUCUUAGUAGAAUUUUUUUGGUGGAGUGUCAAUCUCUUAGUAAGGUAAUCCAAAUAUCAAAAUAAAAAAUGUUACUCAAGUGCCGUGGUAUGAAGCCUAAUAGUAAAGCCAGACAUAAUAAAAAAAGUUUAUUGACAAAUCCACAUGCACUACUGAAGAUUACUAUUAAAAUUGUACAAAUGUCUUAUCUGGAUCGUAUGAUCGAUAGAUUGAAUUUGAGAACAUGAUUUAAUACGCAAAUGAAUCGAUAGCUAUGAUGGGGGAGGCUCUCUCCAGUAGAGUGUUACAAUAAUACAAGGAAAAAGGAAAGCCAGAGGAAUUGAAUAAGCUUUUGCAUGCCAUCAAAUUCAAAAAGGAGGACAUUGAUUCAAUUUUCAAGAGUGUGGAUUUGAGUCUAUUGAAAGAUACAAUAGAGAAUUAUGACUAGGUGGAAGAACAAGUAAAGUAACACAUACUUUAAGUUCAGAAAUAAACAGCUGAAAGAGUAUUUCUCUAUUGUAAAGCUUUAUUUAAAGAGAAAUUUAAAAAGGGGAAAUUUCAGACAGCAGAUCAUUUCAAUAGAUAGACAACACUAGGGAACAGAGAUGAUUGUCGUUGUUAGAUCUAUGUGGGAGAGAUUGUAUCAUUAUAGAACAAAACAGAAUAAUAAGUGUAAUAGCUAACUAAAUAAACCUCGGAUCUAAAGGAGAAGGAUAGAACCAUACAUAGUCUCGAAUUGUAGAUAAAACUGUUUGAAAGUUAAAUCAAAUAGCAUUUAUAGGAUAAAUAAGAAUUAAAGCAGAAGAUUGAUUAACAAUAAAACUAAUCUAGAAGAAGUACUGUAUUUUAGAGAUAAUCAAGUUUUAUGGUUAACUUUUCAUAAAAUGAUGAACCAUAAGAUAUGUAGAUGUCUAGUCCUAAUGGAAGAGUGCAAAAGGAAGAAAGACAAUCUUAUUCCAGAAUAUUGAAACCACCUUCGCUAUAACCAUUUGUCUUACAGAAUUAAGGAUAAUAGGAAAAUCUAAAUAAUGAAUAAUUUAAUGAUUUGGUCAAGAAGGACAAAAUGAUAGAACGAUUGAUUGUUUUAACAAAUGCUUUAGAUAAAUCUAACAAAGACAGAAGAUUAUCACAAUUAUAAUAUGUAGUGGAGCAAAAGGGAGAGCGACAACUUUCAGAUAUGUUUGAUUUAAUUAAAGAUAUCGAAGAGAAUGAUUUGUUGAUUAAAGAGCGAAGAUCAUUUGGAAAUUUACAAUCUGACUUAGAUGAUUAAAGAUCACCUAUGAAUGUUUCAAAACCAUUCUACUCUCAAUAAAUGAUAGACUAAGUUGAGCAAGUUCAAAAGUAAAAGUUCUUAUCAACUAAGGACUUAAACUCCCCUAAGGUCUUAUACUUAGAAUAAAUUAAAGAGAUUGAUGAAAAUAAGCAUAUUCUACUUGUUCCUAUUGAAUAAGCUGCUACUCAAGGAAAACAUUCCAAAAAUACAAGUUAAUCUAGUUUUAACGACAGCAAUCAAGGAAUGGAGGAAAUUUCUCCUGAAAAUAAAAAGCAAUCAAGAUUAAGAAGAACUUCUUCAAAUGUCCAAUAAAUUGUGGAAACCAAAAAUAAUAAUAAAUAAAAAAGAACCAAUUCAAUAAAGUUGAAAUCGAAAAGAAAAGUUUCACACUAAAAUAAUUCAAAUGAGGCUGUCUCGAAUAUUUAUUAAACGACUAGUAAUCCCUAAUAGAAUUCUGGUAUGUUAACUGACAGAUAACCUGUCAGAUCUAUAUCCCAAUAAUAAUAAGAAUAAUAUAAAUAUGAAAGGAUUAUAGAAAAUGAAUUGAUUUCAAACAAGAUAGCAAUUCAUAAUACUAGUCUACAUGAUAAACCUAUUAUUAAUAUCUUAUAAUCAAAUCAUAAUGUUCAAUUCCAUACUCCAAAUAAUUCAUCUCGAUUAAUCAAAGUUAAGAAUCAAAAUUAAGAAAAGUUAGAUAUCAAUGCAAUACCUAAAUAAAUAAGUAAUCAUAAAUAAAAUUUAGAAAUCAGUAAUCCCAUUUAAUAAAAACAUUAAGAGUCAUAAAUAAUUAUUUCACCCUAACAAUAAACGAAAUUUUAAUAAUAAUUAAGUUAAUAAAAGUUUUUAAUAUCUGAAGAUCGUGAAAAAACAACUAAAAAAUAAUAGUAAUAGCAAUAACAAUAACAAUAAUAAUAAUAAUAAUAAUAAGUAAUUCAUGCAAGUCCAAUAUAAACAAUUUAGUAAUAAUUUCAAUAUGUCUAAGAAAAUUAAAUAAAACCUGAUAAAGAAAUAACUUCAAUCGGUAUUAUAUCGGAGGUUAAGAAAUAAGUACAACAAUAAAAUUAAAGAGCCAAACUUCCAAAUUUAGAGAUAGAUUCAGUAGAUAAAUAUAAUAAAUCACCAAGAAAGUUAAGCACUUAAAAUAAUAGUAAUAAACCAACUGAUAAUAAAUAGAAAUGGCCUGGAUUUGAAUCUGCAAAAUUCAUAACUCACAUUGAUCCAAACAUUUAAACUGAAACUCUAAACUAAAGGCCAUAAACAACAAUAGAUAAUGACGAAAUUAAAAAAUAAGAAGGAUAAGCAAGAGAAUACAUCAAUAAAUAAAAGGAUGAAUUUGAAAAAAAAUAAAAAGAAGAGAGAUUAAUGUUUGACUAAGUGUUAUUCGAUUUACCAGAGUAACAAGAAGAACUUAUUAUAAGAAAUGCCAUAAAUAAUAACUCAGGCAAUAUAAUUACUGAAGAACUAAAUGACAAUGUUAUCAAACAUAUGUAUAAAAAUCUCAAGGAAAAAUAAACAUAAAUAACACAAACGAUUAACAAAUUUUAUUAAAGAGCUGAUGAAUAAAACAUUGAUUAUGCUGAAUUUUAAAAUUUUAUAAAUAAAUUCUCAAACCUACAUAAACGCUGUGGUAAAGAUUGCAUUCAUGUGACAAGGUACAUUAUUAUAAUUUUUUUAGAUUUUACAUGAGACUUGGAUUUAUACCAUUAAGAUAUCUGAACAAGCGAAAAGCAAUGAAGUUGGCCAAACCAGUCGUACUACCUUGUUUUUCUAAAUAAGGAUGA
This is a messenger RNA of Paramecium octaurelia, 3131 nucleotides long. Lineage: Eukaryota; Ciliophora; Oligohymenophorea; Peniculida; Parameciidae. The record is from the annotation of a GenBank genome assembly.